This is a messenger RNA of Bipolaris oryzae ATCC 44560, 1137 nucleotides long. RefSeq lists its product as uncharacterized. NCBI's taxonomy places the organism in Eukaryota, Fungi, Ascomycota, Dothideomycetes, Pleosporales, Pleosporaceae. The record is from RefSeq and is a predicted model, not a curated record. The annotation marks the transcript as partial. The transcript is spliced from 2 exons.
CCUCCAACUUCUUCCGCUCCCACUUCUUCCUACAGCUUUCGCAGUAGAAACAAGAGCAAGCUUGUCUACGAUGCAAAGUAUCAUCCUAUGGACGACGCCAUUCGGCCAACACAAGCGGCGAGGCGUCGCUCAGCUCAUGGAGAGAAUCAAUUCUGUCUCGAUGCAGAUGACGAAAGUGAGGAUUAUGCUGCUGUCUAUACUAAUGCAGAGGAGUUGGAUGAUGAAGAAAGUGAAGCUGAGGAAGAACCAAGGCAAGGCGCAAAGAACAAGAAGCGCAAGCUCACUCAGUCCCGAUUGAUGUCAGUUGAACCGACUCGUCGCUCUCCUCGCAAAGUGUCGGAUCAGAGAGUUUCGUACAACAUGAAUGUGCAUCCUCAGGAUGAGUUUCUGGAGGUGAGCAGUGAGGAGGAAGAGGUUGUGGUCAAGAAGAAGUCAAAGAGAUCUAAGCGUCUACAUGUUGAUGAUAUGUACUCUGAUGAUGGAGUUGUGGUGUCCAAAUCAGCACAACGAAGAUACUCUGAUUAUGUCGACAAUACCACUUCUGAUGAAAUGGAGUUUGAUGGCGGAGAUGCUGUUGCAAGGACAGAGGUGGACUCUGAUGAUGGACUUAUCACGAUUGCUGGAAACUCAAUUACAUCUCCAGUAGUAGCCGACCCGCAAAAUGGUAUCAAGCGGAAAGACAGUAUUGACUCACUGCACUUGUCCCCCGGGAGAAGAUGCUUCCGUCACGACAAAGAUGCCUGGCCUGUUUCAUCAGGUCAACCUUUCACUAUCUUCAACGAGAAGCUCGCAUACCAGCUGGCACGCGAGGCACAUACUGCUUCGCCACUCAACUAUGAACAUGACGACAAGGAGAAUGUGACCGACAACGACAACAUAGAUGUGAACCCACUUUCUUCAUCAACUGCAGGUGUCUCCAUUAUUCCCGAAGCACAGUAUAUGCCGACGAGUGAAGAUUGUGAGUUGUCAAACCACCGCGCUCUGAUCAAUUACGCUCUCUAUGAUGAUCCUCAUCCCCAGACGUACGGUCUUGAUGGGACUCACUGCAGCGGUACAGGGGAGGGGGAUGUAUUUUCUGAAAGCAUGAAUAUACUUGCAUCUGGUAGAGGUUUGCCUCUUGGAAAGAGCGCAGAGUGA